GUAACCUCAAAGAAUUUGGUUCUACAGCUGAUUAAUUUUAGUUUGUUUGAGUUUAAAUAUGUGAUAGUUAUUGAUUUUAUUUAAUUUUAAAUGAUUAUUACUAUUACAUAAAACCACGUGUUGCUGUUUUAAUACUAAGAGAUGGGUGGGAAAAAGACAGUCGAAAACUCUCGGAGAUUUGAAAAAGACAGGAGAGAUAAGCUAAACAAUGCUUUUAUGGAGCUAGGUAAGCUCUUACCACAUCAUGAUCCAUCAGUAAAUCUUAGCAAGGUGGAAAUUUUAAGAAAAGCUGCCGAAUACAUCAAGUACUUACAAGGACAAAAUGAGGAAAUCAUGAAACUCGGUGAAGACUUAGCACUCAAAAAUGAGAGUGAGAAGUUGAGAAAAAGAGUUGCUCAUUUGUUGUUAAAAACCAAAGAAUUGGUUGAAGCGCUGAGAUGUGCUGGAGUACCGAUUCCCAAUUCUAAACGUAGGAAGAGGAAGCCUAAAACAGCAACACAAGGUGGCAGCAAUAAGGAAGAAGAACCAAAAACAUCCCAAGAUGAAGCCACAACUAUAAAAAAAGUUAAAUGUGGUUGUAUGAAACUAGCUCCGGAAAAGAAGCCUUUAAAAGAAUCUAAUCCAGCUGUAACUGCUGUUCCCACAGUAGUUACGUUAGGAAAUGUACAGACUGUCGCAUGUGUUUCUUCGGUUUCAGCUCCCCCGUGGACUAGCAAUACAAAACUUUUGACUGCUACUCCAACGCCUUUAAUAAGUGCUUCAAUUAUGACCACUAGGGUUCAAAGUCUUCCUGUGGUUAGACAAUUACUUCCUAGUAACAAUAAUGUCGUCAAUAAUGCAGCUUCACUCGCUGCGAUUACAAGAGGAACUCAACUAUUGCCGAACAUUAAAGCUUCCGUAGAUGGUAACGGUAAAAAUUUGUCUACAGUAAGGAGUGGAAUCCGUAAUUUGCCGAUUGCACCUUCCUCAAUUCAAACGAUUCCAAUAAUUAGUAACAACAUUUUACCACCGAACAUAGUGAAAGAAGUUACGCCAACAGUAAUAAGUAAUAAAACUGUUAAUAUUGUUACUACAACAAGUUCCAGUUCGAUUCCUACACAGACUAUUGUCAAUAGUUCGCAUAUUAUCACAUUAUCUCAAAGUAAUAUUAUCACAGCCCCGGUAAUGGCUCCUGGGAUUCAGACUGUACCGGUAUUAGAAAAGAAUAUACUCUCAAAUUUAGGUCCUGGUACAUUAAUCCUAGCUGAUGGCAGAAUUGUAAAUGUACCUCCAAUCGUACCUCAGAUUCUUGUGAAACCGCAACCGACAGUGAUUUUGAUGCCGACUUCCAAGAAAAAAGAUAAAAUAAUUAUUCCUAAGAAACAAGAUGUUACAAAAACGACAUUCGCUAACAAGGCACCUAUUCCUGCCAUUCAGACCUUCAGAUUGGAGUCGUGUCCCAGGGUCCGUCCAAAGAAAAAACCCAAAACAACUUUAAAGAAAGCAGAGAAAAGCAAGAAUACAGAAAAUGACACUCAAUCAGACCAGGCUAAGAAAAAAAGGAAAAUAGAUAAUGUUUCAAUUUGUCCUGAUCAACAAAAAAUUGAUAAAACUGCUUCAACUAAUAAUCUUAAUUCAUUAAAAGAAGUAGAAAAUAUAAAUAUUGUUAAUUCAUCAAAAGAAGUAGAAAUGAUAAGUACUGUUGAUUCAUCAAAAGAAAUUGAAAAUAUAAACACAAUUAAUUCACCAAAAGAAAUUGAAAAUACAAAUACAAUUAAUUCACCAAAAGAAAUAGAAAAUAUAAAUACCAUUAAUUCGCCAAAAGAAGUAGAAAAUGCAGAUAUUGACGUUGUUAUUACUAGUGAGCAGGUUUCUAAAGAUGUAUCAGUAGAUACUUGCAAUACGAUUACUGAAGCAACCACUACUGAUACUGGUGAGCAAGAAAAAUCUGAUGAAAUUAUUGAUGUGCCAAAAUUGCCUAGAACUGUUGAGGAUCCAGUACUUCCAAGUACUUCUAAUUCAAUUGUGACAAAUACGUUUGAGUCUAACAGUAUGAUUUCUGAUACAAAUCUUAACGAUUCUGAUUUAUCAGUUUCUUCAUCUCCUGUUAAAGAUGCAAUCGAUACUUUGAAUGAUAAUUAUUCGCAGCCAUUAUCCACCUCUAUAAGCGAACAGGAUAAAGAAUCAGCUGAUAAUUCUGAUUUGAACGAUAAAAUUGAAGAAGAAAAUGAUGUUUCUCCUGAGUUAGAUACAAUUGACACCACAGGAUGUGAAACAGGGCAAAGAUCUUGUAAUCCAGCUAUUUCUACUAAUCUCUUGACGUUAUCUUCAGUAGUUCCGGAAGAUAAUAAUAGUGAAAAUUCAGUUUUAAAUAAUACAAAUGAAAAAAAUUUAGAAGCUGGUACUACUGCAAUUUGUAGUUCUGAAGGAUCUUCAAUGGAAACUGAAAUAAGCCCUCUCAAAAAUGAUAUGUUAACAAAUGAAUUAAGGAAUCAGAAAUCAGUUUGUUCUACUGCUAGCUGUGAAGCUAGUAGCAGCUAUACAUUGAGCCUGACAGAAAGUCUUCCGGAAGUGAAUUCGAGUUCAGUACAAGUCUCCCUAUUUGCCUCUAGUAACGAGACGAAUAUUGAAAAUAAACCAACAUCAGCCUCGUUCAGCUGUCCAACACACCACGGUGUCUACUCAACUGUUGAUUUAAACCAGGGCAGUUCUGAAAAUAAAUCUUUUCAACAAAAAGAUAACUCGAAUUCACAUAUAGCUAAGGAAAGUGAACCUCUUCCAGUUACCGAACCUCCUAGCUCUUCUGCGACUGAAAAUGUCAUCUUUGCUAAUAGUACUUUACUUCCGGAGAGUAUUCCACAUCCAAAGCCAAAUACAGAAUUAAACAAUUCUGAUACUACUACGUCCAAGACAGCUGAACCUUCCUCCAUUUCGAAUGAUAAAGUGUUCCCGAAUCGAGAAAUAAUGCAGAGAUUGGACUUUCCAGAUCUUGGAAGUAAUGCCCUUGUCGAAAACACUUCAAUGUAUCCUUCGCUGAAUGAGAUCACGCAUUCAUUGUCUUUAAAUAUUCAAGAGAAAGCUAUAUAUUCUCAGGCCCUAUCUUUUCAUCAAAAUAAAUGUCCUGGUCAAUCUAAUGGUUUAGGUUCUGGUGUCGGCAGCUUGACUAUGCCUGGAAAUAAAAAUAAUCCCUUUUCAAUACCUGAUAAUAGUUUUAGUCAACAACAGAAUAACCAUCUCCAACUUGACCAUUUGCAGUCGAAUCAUGGUAAGCAGAAAGAUUCAUUGGCACUCGAUUCAUUUUAUACUGGAUCUCAAAGAUCUGAUUUGCCAGUUUAUCCACAAAGCAAUGUUUCUUUUUCUUAUUCCAAGUCAAAUGGAUCUUUUACUAAUCAACCUACGUACAGAUUUCCAGGAACUCUUCUCAGUGAUAAGAAUUCAAACCCUAAUUAUGGUGAUAAUGUUAACAAGUCAGUUAGUUUCAAUUCCAACGAUAAAUUACCAUGCAGCAGUACAUCGGCUAUUUCAUCAAUUAACCCAUCUGCAAACUCUAAUGCUAACAUUUAUACAGGCUAUUGCUCGGCCAACUUUUAUCCAAAUACUACGGUGACAUAUUCACAAAAUAGUUUUAAUUCGAAACCUACGAAUAAAACUUCUCUGAGCGAUAAUAUUUCUAAAAAAAUCAUUCCUUACAGUACGUAUAAUGAUCCUACAUCAUCAAUGAAUUUAGGCGACAAACAGCUUUGUUCUCGGAAUAUGUCUUUUCAUCACAAUUCAGGCUCUAAACCUAACUGGGAGAAGUCCAAUUGCAGCAAAGAUUUUUACAACAAUUCGGUUAAUAAUAUGCCAGAUAAUAAUAAUAUUAAAGAUAAAAACAAUUCAUUUCAAUGUAACAAGAUGCCAGGUUUAGAGAAGCAGAACGAAUUACAAAACCAAAGCCAAUUAAUGUAUCUCAAUUUUCAAAAUGAAUCUGCUCCAUCUCAUAGUAAUGGGUUCUUUCAGAAUUUUCCUUCAACUUCUGGAGUUCUUCAAGGUACUUGCGGUUUUAAUGAUUUUCCAUCUACGAGUUCCAUACCUUCUAAAACGACUGCUCAUCAUGAAAAUCAAAUAAAUGUCAACACAUCUCAUGUAGGAAGGAACCCACAAGAGAAGUUUAGAGACUCUCAACCUCUUAUGAAUAAGGCUAAUUCAUUAACUGCUAUCGAUAAAGAUAAGGCAAGAAAUAGUUCCUUUUAUCCGGUCUCUGCCCCACCGCCAGGGUAUUCAAAUUUAUGUUCAGAAAACCAAUCCAAAGUUCAGAAUAUUUCAUUCGAAAACAGUUCUAUUAACAAAUCUAAAACAUCAGACGGUAACUGUAUGUCUCAUAAUAAUUAUAUAGAACCGAAAAUUUCAUGUAUUGAAACCAGUGGAUCAGUAACAAGUACUAAUAAUGUUCAGAUCAAUACCAAUCAUGCUAUAUUUAACAAUUCUAUUAGUUCUGGAGCUUCAUUCAUUGAAGGCAAAACCAAUGAUCAAAAUUGUAAUAUCUCCGCUGAUGAUAGAAGAAAGAUAAACGAUGCUCAGAAAUCAUAUUCAAAAGACAAAGAGGUUUCAAAAACAAAUAGGUUUGCUGAGACUGCACCGCCCGUGCCUCAUAAUCCAUCCGAUUCCACGAAGGCUUCUCAAGCAAAUACCAGUGUUCAAUCAGCUUCCUCGAAAAAUCUACGUAUUCCUGUAGAACCCGAAAGAAAUCAUGAAAAUAAUAAUUACAAUUAUCUCCCAAAGUCAUCUGUCAACGGUAAAAAUAUUCAAAACAGCAAUUCGGAAAUCAACCCAAUGAACCGUAAAAUUAAUGAUUCAAUUGAAAGUACGCAAAGCCACUAUAAAGAUUAUGUUCCAAGUGGCGAGAAACAAUUGCAAGAAAAUCACAAGCUUUUGUCAUCCUCUUCUCAUAAAUCAGUUUCAACUGAAAUGAGCUCAGAUGAUUUUCAGGUCUUUAAUUACAAUGGAAAUAGUUAUCAAAAACUUCCACAUUCUCAAAAUAAUUCUUUUGCAUCCAAUCCUUCAAGAAUUUCUACUAAUUCAAUUAGGGCUACUAAUUACAAAAAUUUCAAUGACGCUCCUUUUGAUUCAGUGACAAAUCAGUUUGUUAAUCAAAGCGGUGCCUCCGUUAAUAUGAGAAACACAGGUAUUUGUUCAUCCCAAAAUAAUUCUUUGCAAUUAUUACCAUCGACUUCUACUUCAACUUCUGAUCACAUUGCUCCUCAUCCUAGUAAUAAAACUGCACCAGUAUCGGUAAUGCCCAAUUCUUUGCCUCAGAAAGAAAAUCAAACCAAACCUUGUUCGAGUGAGGGGACUUCUUUUAAAGGAGAUAUGAACACGGAUUUCUUGAAAUCUAAAGAUAUUGAGAGGAAUACAUUCAUCCCCAUUAUAGAUGAUGUACGCUUGACAUCUGAUUUCUCUUCUGAUCUGUUCAGUUCUCUUCAAGUUCCUACUGGAGGUCAACAUUCUGAAUCAAUUUCUCCUACAGCGGCAUUUUUGUUAGCGUUUCCGCUUGUAUCUACAUCCCGCAACAACGAAAAUCUGCCAGAUAGUGAAAAUCAUGAUAAUCAAACAUCUACUCCCACUACUAUUCUACAGAUAGGAAACAUAGAACCACCGAAUACAGAACUCUUUCAUUCCAUCGAUUUUCAAAAGGGGAAUAAAACAAACGACCAGUUUGAAUUAAAUAAUGAUUACCUUCAUGUUAAUGAAAUACACGGAAAGCAAAAUACAAGUUAUAAUAAACCGUGUGAGAAAAGAAAAGAUGUCUUUCCAGAUCAAAGAAGUGUAGAAUCUAAAUCUAAAACAAAAUCAUCGACAACUGUUACUAACAGUUAUGCUACACAAUCGUAUAAUUAUUCUCAUUUUCCAUGCAACGAUUUUCAACAAUACUGUGAAAAAGAAGGUUCCCAAUGGCAACAAGACUUUUCUAAUAUACCUAAAGAUCAAAAGAAGACCUAUGAAAAAAAGAAAGAUAAAGCUGUACAAAAAGGUUACUUCUAUCAGAAUUAUCAAGAAUAUUAUAAUUACAAAGAUAAGAAGAGGAAACAGCAAAACAGGAUAUCAGUGAAUUGGAUGACUACACCGGAAAAUCGAGAGCAGACUGAAUAUCAACAGAAAGAAACCGAGAUAACUAAUAACUACCCCAAUCAUUCGUCACAACCUGUUUAUGGUGGUAUCCCUGUAGAUUUUCCUACAGAAUCUUUCUCUGAUUUUUGUAGUUCGAAGAAAUCAAACAAUUAUUCUUGGUCUCCGAGUAAAACACUAUUACCUGCCUUAGAUAAUCAUUUAAUGAUACCUUCAACACUACCCACUCUAGUUGGAGAUCUUGCAUUAGGUACCAGUACACCAUCUGAAAGUUAUAAAACGUUUGAAACUCCGAAAGCUCAACCCCCUCAAGGGCAAGCCGGGAAGAAACCUCCAGAAAAAAUGGAUGAAAUUAAAAAAAGAAAUGAAUUUCCUAAAAGCCAAGCAAAUUUCUUUUCAGUCAGUCAGUUGGUCGAUCCAAAAAGUAAAAAGCAGAAAACAACUGACAGAAACUACAAGAGACAAGAAAAGGCAUCCAAACCUCGAGCUAAUUUCAAUUGUUCUAAACGUAAAGAUGAUCAUUGCAUGUAUUACGAAGAAAGAAAUAAUUUUGCUCCGAAUCAGAAUCAAUGUACCGAAAAGAAAUAUAACUCUUACAAGGGUGGUAGCUAUAGCGCUGAAUCAUUAAUUGGCGCCCAACAGAGCGAUGUAGAUUUCUCGUCCAAUUUCAACUAUCAGCAGAAUUCAAAUUAUUUCCAGAGUGAUUUCACUCCUCAUAUAGAUUCCAAUCAGCAAUACGGCUAUUUCCAACAGACUCAUUUUUCAGGUUUUUCUCAUGAGGACUACCAAGACUUUGGAUUUGGUACGAAUCAGAGAAGUUUAGAUCAAAAUAGACAAAAAUCAGGGCGUAAAGAUGAUAAUUAUCAGGGUUCAAACCUACUUCAACCACAAAUAUACCCGUCGUACUCCAAAAGUAUUCAUUACAACCUGCCAGCUUCACAGCUCAAUACCAACACUACGACUACUCUCACUAAUUUCAACCUCAGUACGAUUUUUCCUGAAAUGAACGAUCAGAGAGUAGCGUCUUCAGGACAAACGGCUCAGCAAAUGAAUCCUUCCUUCCCUCCUAGUUCACAAACUUACCGAAGUCACUUACAACAAUGAUCGUACUGUCGUAUGACAAUCAACUCUUUAAACUAGUCAUAUUUAUUUAAGGCUGUGUAUAUUUUUACUAAUGAUUGGUAAAAAUGUUAAAUUGUUUAAAUAUAUCUCUAGAAUAUUGUUGUUUGUUAGAUAAUUUAAUUGUUAAUGUUGUAAAAAUGUAUCAUAUUUCUAUUGUAAGUUAAAAAAAAAAUUUUUUUUAAUUAAGAAUUUCUUGUGAUACAAAGAAAUAGAGUAAGUUAAACAUUGACAAGAUAUGAUUUUCUUAAUUAAUUUAUUACAUUAAUUAAAUCUUGUAAUUUAUUAAUUAACCUUUUAUGUACCUGAAAACACAUUUUAAAAUAUAGAUUAUUUAAGUUGUAUAGUUAGUUUAAUAACAAAGAAAUUAUUCUUUGUAAAUAUUUAAAUAUUGUAAAAUAUGAUCUUUUUAUUUGUAUUGUUUUGUUUUUUUAAAUAGCAUUUUAUAACUAAGUUAAAUCAAUGUCAAAUAAAUUUUUAUAUAUAUUUUAUUUCUUUUUAUUAUUAUUUUAAGAAUCAAUAUAGUGGAGCUCCGAUUAUCCUGACCAUAAAUUAAUUAUUUGAACUAAACUUGUGUUUAACCUUGAUUUUUCUUUUGAAUCAGUUUCAUAGAUUUUCAAAAGUUCAAAAAUUAAACCAGAAUUUGAAGAACUGUAGUCAUUAUUUCACAUAUACAUUACUUACACAAAAAGAACUUGUUUCAGGUUCGAUUUAAACUGUUUAUCACUAGCUUUGUUUGUUUAUUAAUAAAAACAAUUUUAUCACAAACUAGCUAUAUUGGAGUAGAAUAAACUGUAGUUUAUAUGUUGAUUAAACGUUAACAACUCACUCAUUCAAGAACUGGUCACAACCAACAUGUCUGAUAACACCUGUCGGAGGCUGAAAAGGUGCUAGUUAAGGGAUCUUCUCGCUGAAUUAUAAAUAUUGGAAUCAAAAUAGAAACACCACUCUCCCUCACAUCUAUCCCAAAUUAUUUUAUUUUUCAAUUCUGACCUUCCCACUCAGGUUAGAAUAGGUUGGUUAUACCAGCUGAAAAACAACCUCUUCCCCCCAUACGCCAGAAAUGGCAAGGUAGGGAAUAAACGGAGGAAAAAACAAAACAGUAAAAUUAAAAUAGACAAUAUUUUAACUUUUAUUCACUGUUUUUAUAUUAAAGAGAGUGGGUUAACUCAGUAAGUAAGGCUCUGUAGUCUUAUGCUCUGGGUCCUAGAUUAAGUUGAUCACUGCUAUAUCAGGAUGUCUCAGUUCUUAAUGGCCAAACUCUGGGGGGUGGAUUCUAGACAAAAUUUUGAACACAAAAGUUCAUUUGAUGCAUGGGUGGGCCAAUUCCGAACAGAAAUGAUUUUAAACCAUUUUUUUGUUUUUCUUAAGGUCACAUUAUUUAUUGCAUAAGAAGGAAUUGCUCGAAACUGUUCAAGAUUAAUUAAAUUUUAAGUAUGCCAUCAUAAAUUAGACAAAAUUUUCUUUGAGAAAACAUUGAUUAAAUUUGCUUAGGUUAAUGAUAAAAGGGACUGUUAGUGAUAAUGACACAAGGCCUACCAACUGCAGACCUGAAAGUCCCUUUUAUCAUUGACCUUAGUAAAUUUAAGCAUUGUUUUCUCAAAAAUAUUUUGUCUACUUUACCAUGGGGCACAAAGAAUUUAAUUAUCUCUAACAGUUUUUGAGCAAUUCCUCCUUAUGCAAUAAAUACCCGUGGCCACCUUAAAAAAAACACAAAAUUGGUCUUAAACUCCUUUUCCGUUUUGAAUAGACCCAUGCAUCAAAUGAACUUUUAUGUUCGAAAUUUUGUCUAGAAUAAACCACUCAGUUUUUUUUAGGGAGUUUGGAUGUAAACUGAAACACCCUAUAUAAGCUGUGGUAUGACCCAGCUACUAUGAAGUCCAUGCUCAAUGCUGAAUUCCAUUAAUUACUUAAGGGAAAAAAAGUUGGGCAUGAUCUUGGUCAAAUCACCCUUUGGUAUAAAAGCAGUAUUUCUUUAAAAAGUAUUGCAACCAAGAUCUCUCCAUGGAUUGUACUGGUACAGAUUUGAAUACAAAAAUUCUAAACUUGGUUUUAAAUCUAUACACAACUAUUUCCCGUUAUCCUUUGACAUUUCUGGAUUUUGUUCAAUCCUUUCUACUCGUUUUAUUUUAUCCCACUGUGUUUAAAUAUUGAAUAAGACACAGGGGUUUUGUAUAGUUUUUCAGGUAUAAUUAUGUACAAAUAUCAACAUUACAACAGUUAAACAUUUAACUUAAAUAAAAUAAAUUAUUUACAUCCUAUGUUAAUGUUUGUUCUUAUUUUAUUCUUUAUAAUUGCAUUUAUUAUCAAAAUUAUUUAAUCAAAUCAAUGCUCUACUGUAGUCACAAAUUGAUAACUUGAUGGCAGAUUUUUAUUCAGCAGUAAAGUUUUAAAAUAUACAACAGAAUUGCCCAAACGUGGGAUUAUUUUAAAUAUAAUAUAUGGAGCACAAUUUAAAAGAACAAAUAAUUUAAUUACAGUUCAAAAUAAUCCUUUUCCAAUAAAUUUUAAUGUGUUAAGGUAAUUAAGUAUAAAUAUGUUUUCUGUAUAAAACAACGAUAAUUAUUAAUUAUCGUUAUUAUUAAUUACAUAAAAAA
Nezara viridula (southern green stink bug) is the source of this 9800-nucleotide messenger RNA. NCBI's taxonomy places the organism in Eukaryota, Metazoa, Arthropoda, Insecta, Hemiptera, Pentatomidae. The record is from the annotation of a GenBank genome assembly.